Messenger RNA from Puccinia triticina, 2364 nucleotides. RefSeq lists its product as uncharacterized. Gene Ontology annotation, molecular function: palmitoyltransferase activity; protein binding. The transcript has 7 exons. The record is from RefSeq and is a predicted model, not a curated record. Lineage: Eukaryota; Fungi; Basidiomycota; Pucciniomycetes; Pucciniales; Pucciniaceae. Bases 1 to 2364 code for a protein of 787 amino acids. Gene Ontology annotation, cellular component: Golgi membrane. Gene Ontology annotation, biological process: protein palmitoylation.
AUGCAAUUUGAUUGGGGCUGUGGUGAACUCCUUUUAUUUAUUUAUUUUUCCUUUCUCCCUGGCCCACGACCAGCAAGCGCCAGCCUGAUGGCCCACCUACUCGCCCACUCCGCCAAGACCAGCCCGACACUCUCCAUCUCCACCGGCACGACCGCGUCCGCCGGCACCGCCACCGCCGCCGCUGCCCUCGCCGGAGAGACCCGCACGCCGCCGGAAGCCGAUCCGCACACCCGCCGAGAGCAGUUCAGCUUCCCCGAGCCGCCCCUCCCCACGCCCACCGAGCCGCCGCCGAGCCCGCUCCAUCUCGCCGCCCAGCGCGGGGACAUCGAGGCCGUCAAGCAGCUGCUCGACUCCGCCCUCGCCCUGCCCACCGAUGCCGACCACCAGCAGAUCACCGCCCUCCACUGGGCGGCCAUCAACGGCCACCUCGCCCUCUCCGCGCUGCUCAUCGCCCGCGGCGCCCUGGUCGAUGCCUUCGGCGGCCAGCUCCUCGCAACCCCGCUCAUGUGGGCCGCCCGGAACGGCCGGGUGCAGAUCGUCCAUCUGCUGCUCAAGCACGGCGCCGACCCCGCCCUCGUCGACUCCCAGGCGUUCAACACCCUCCAUCUGGCCACCCACUCCAGCUCGGCCCUCACGCUCUGCUACCUGCUCUCCGCGGCCGACGACCAGCUCUCGGUCGACGCCGCCGACAGGGAGGGCCACACCUCCCUGCAUUGGGCCUGCUACCAGGGGGACAGUCUCUCCGUCGAGCUCCUCCUCUCCCAUCGGGCCUCCGUCGCCGCCAGGGACCUCAACGGCAUGACCCCGCUCCACUGGGCCGUCGUCAAGGGGAACUCGAACUGCAUCCGGCAAAUCGUCCUCGCCGGCGCCGACGUGCUCGCCCGGACCAUCGAGGGCAAGACGCCCCAGGAGAUGGCCAUCGAACUCAAGUCCACCUUCGCCUGGAACAGGGCUCUCUCCGAGGCCGGCAUGAACCCCAACGGGACCAAGAGAGUCUUGCCCCUGGGGAACGGCCUCCGGAUGCACUCGAUCAUGUUCCUCUUCACCAUCCUCUGCUUCGGACUGGCUUUCCAAACCUUAUCCUCACUGCCCUACUACUCCUCCAUCAUCAUCUCGCUCGCUCAAGCCUACGGCGCCCAUCAUAUCAUCACCAAUACCAUCCUCGACGCUAACCACCGCAGUCCGGGCAGACCCUCGGAAAUCAUCACCCAGAGCCCGUACUUCUCCACGAUCAUCGUCGCCAGUUUCUUUUGGGUCGGAUAUGCUUGGAUCGCUCAUGUCCUACCUCACACCCCGGAACAUUCAUACCUCAACUUAUUUUUCAUCCUCUCCAGCUUAAUCUGCGUAUACAACUUUGUCCGGUCGAUCACAUUGGAUCCAGGAUAUAUACCCCUCCCUCGCAAUCCUCUCGACCGCAAAACCAUUAUUGAAGCAUUGGUGGAACAAUCUAAAUUCGAUGGAAUGAACUUUUGUAUCUCCUGUGAGAAUCGAAAACCAUUGCGGAGUAAACAUUGUAAAAUCUGCCAACGAUGUAUAGGGAAAUUUGACCAUCAUUGUCCGUGGGUUUGGAAUUGCGUUGGGGUCGGCAAUCAUCGACAAUUUCUGGUUUUCGUUGGGACGUUGAUCAUCGGAAUUUCCUUAUUUGAUAUCCUGGCCUUCAUCUAUUUCACGUCGGCGCCUGAUCUGACGAAGAUAGAUCCGAGACAGUUACCGGCCUCGUGCUCGAUCUCUCAGACGUUUUGUCAGCUAGCGGCCUACGAUUCGUUCACGCUUUCGAUAGCGAUCUGGGCGACCUUGCAGCUAGUGUGGACGAUGAUGUUGAUGGUCUCGCAGCUGUGGAUGGUGAGCCGACAGAUGACGACGUUCGAGCUCAGCAAUGUGAACCGGUUCGGAUAUAUGGGCGGGCGUGCGGGCACUUCGAUGGCCGCCCAGUCCUCCCACCUCCACGCCCCACACCCUUCAGCGCAAUCCUCCCUCUCCUCGCUCACCCACAACCACCACCACCAUCACCAUUCUCACUCCAGGAAGCCAAAGUCACUCGUCUUCUGUCUCAAGCUCCUCGGCCUCGAUCGAUUCCUCGAUGGCACCCAGCUCAUCAAGAAGUCCAAGAAAGCCGCCAACCCUUUCCAUAAGGGUAUCCAGGCUAACUGUCUCGACUUCUGGACCGCCGGGAACCAUCUCGGGAUCAACUAUCUCGAACUCUUCGAGGUUCCUGAAGGCGGCUUCCAAGUCCGAUCUAAAGACUCUUUGUCUGCUUCUUCUGCUAAAUUCGAACAUAAUAAACCUUCGAACCGAACUGGUAGUAGUAGUAGUGAUAACCGCAAUCGCAAUGGGUACGAACGUGUGGCCAUGGACAUUGUUUAA